AUGGAUAGUCAUACCCUAAGGUGUACCGAUAGCUCUUUUGGGCCCUACGCUGGCGGCGACUGUCGAGGAGGCUUUGACUUUACGCUCCUCUUCGAACAGAGUAUUCUAUGGCUAGCUCCCUCAGCACUACUUUUGACUCUAUCACUCCCACGGUUUAUACAACUGUAUCACCAGGAUAUAAAAUCUGUCCCUAGUACGCUCCAGUAUCUGAAAUUAGUAAGCUCCCUUGGCCCUGCAUGAUUCUUUUUACAACGCGGUGACUUUCUGCUAACAUUUGACUUUUUGAUCUUUGUUGUUCUAUACGGUUGUUUACAGCUUGGUCUCCUAGUGCUCUGGGCAUCUUGGUUAGAGUGGCAAAACCAAGCAUCGAUUCCAGGUGCUGCCCUCGCAUUUAUUAAUGCUUUCGUAAUUCUUGGUCUAUCAUAUUUAGAGCAUAGUCGCUCGGUCCGCCCAUCAUCUCUACUCAUUGUCUAUCUCCUCUUCUCAACUCCAUUAGAUGCAGUUCAGGCUAGGACACUGUGGCUCAAAGAGGUAUCGGGGGCAUUGUUGGCGGUUUUUACCGCUGCUAUCGUUAUUAAAGCUGCACUCCUUGCGCUAGAACCACAAAGCAAAAUAAAUCUACUUGUAGUACCCUAUCUUUCUUGGCCCCUCGAGUCUGUCAGUGGGAUCCUUAGCCGAAGCUCGUUUUGGUGGCUCAACUCGCUGCUUUGGAGUGGCUCACAAAAGAUCUUGUCGAAUGACAUUAUUUACGAACCUGACCUGGAUCUCUCAUCUCAAUUGCUCGAGACGAACCUCCUUUUCACAUGGGACCGAUGUGAUAAGAAAAGAAAUCAUAGCUUUCUGAUUGCAGUGUUUACAUGUCUGAUGUGGCCUGUUCUGGCCGCCAUUCCACCACGUUUAUGUCAAACUGCAUUCACAUUUGCUCAGCCUUUCUUUAUUGCUCGAGUCAUUGAUUUUGUCAACGAUGGCGACUCUCCACAGUCUAAAAAUAUUGGAUAUGGGUUGAUUGGGGCAACGGCAUUGAUAUAUUUAGGACUUGCUUUCAGCGUCGCAAUAUACAAGCACAAAACGUACCGCCUCAUUACCAUGAUAAGGGGAGCCUUGGUCUCACUCAUAUAUGCAAAAACUCUGAAGCUUGACACUGGCUCUCUGGCUGAUGCUGCUGCCGUCACACUCAUCAGUACGGACAUCGAUCGGAUUGCGCUAGGCCUGGGCUACGCACAUGAAAUGUGGGCAUCACUCAUUGACGUUGGAAUUGCAGUGUAUUUGCUUGAAAGACAAUUGGGUAUCGUAUGCAUCGUUCCAAUCAUCAUAGCUCUUGCUUGUACUUUUGGAGGCAUACAAAUUGCCCGGCACAUCGGCAGCAGGACAAAACUCUGGCUCGAGGCAGUACAGAAGCGGGUAGGUGUCACAUCAACAGUACUGGGUCACAUAAAAGCUGUGAAAAUGAUGGCCCUAACUGGACUACUCAGCGAUGAUAUACAGGCUCUGCGUGUUGUGGAAGUGAACUUGGCGAGGUAUUAUCUUAAGCUGGAUGCUUGGAUCAACGUUUUCGCCAACGCACCAACUUUCUUGUCUCCGCCUUUCACAUUUUUGCUCUUUGCUUUUGUUCCUGUGGGCAAUGCUGCGGGUCUUCUCACGUCCGCUAGAGCUUUUACUGCUCCUUCUAUCAUUUCGAUCAUGACUUCGCCGCUCGGGUUGCUUCUGAACGCUAUCCCAACGUUCAUCGCCUGUGUAGCUUGUUUUGAUCGUAUUCAAGACUAUUUGCUGCUCAGAGACAGGAGGGAUGACAGGCUGCUUGAUCUCUGCCAACAUUCGGACCCAUAUAUAGCAUCUCCGUAUAAUUCAACCUCAACAAACUCUCUCGAUAUUGAUCUGAGCAGCCGGACCGGGAUAACCAGCCUUGUUUCGCAAACAUAUUCGCAAGAAUCCAAUUAUUGUGCAGCAUCCAUUGUCGACGGAUCUUUUAGUUAUGGCUCUAACGAGAACCCCGUUCUCCACAAUAUCAAUCUUCAACUGGUGCAAGGCUCAUUCGUCAUGCUUCUUGGACCCAUUGGAUCAGGAAAAUCCACCCUGCUCAAGGCUUUGCUGAACGAGGUCGAAACGAUCCAGGGCUACGUACACCUCAAAACGCCUUCAAUUACCUACUGCAGCCAGCAACCAUGGCUGACGAAUACGUCUCUGCGAGAAAAUAUUCUGGCUGGGUCAACAUACGACGAGAGUUGGUAUCAGGAGAUCGUCGAUGCGUGCGCACUGCAACCAGACUUUGCUUCUCUGGUACAUGGUGAUAUGACUAGUGCAGGAUCCAAGGGUGCCGCAUUGUCUGGGGGUCAGAAGCAGCGUAUUGCGAUUGCACGAGCACUCUAUUCCCGAAAGCGCUUGAUCGUCAUGGAUGAUGUUCUUAGCGGUCUCGACGCGGCAACAGAAGAACUUGUUUUCGGUCGAAUUUUUGGGCCAUCGGGUUUAGUGAAGAAAAGUGGUACCGCCGCCUUUCUCGCAACGCAUGCAAUCCGCCAUGUACAGGUUGCUGACUCAAUUGUUGUGCUUGGUCAAGACGGCACUAUUCAGCAACAGGGCAGCUACGACCAUCUGAAAGGAGUUGAAGGCUACAUCCAGAGCAUACUAUUUUUGCGGAGGGCAGAAAGUAAUAAGGGUGACGGAGAGACAUCUGCAGUUGUGAAAACGAGCAAUGCAUCUUUGCCGGCCGUUGGUGAAGAUGCUACCGCAGACCUGCGUCGGCGGACUGGAGAUUUCCAAGUAUACAAGUAUUACUUUGCUUCUGUCGGCACGUCUUAUAUCAUGUGCUUUUUGGCUCUAACAAUAGUGUAUGUGUUUUGCUUCAGAUUUUCUCAGGUAUGGCUUGAGUUGUGGGUGAGCGCAUCGGCAAGCAAGCCUGGUUCACGAACCAACGGCAUCUACGGUGGUGUCUAUGUUACCUUCGGUCUUCUUGCUCUGGCAUUCUUCUUCUUCGCAGUGGCAUUUAUGUUCCAAGUCGUCGUCCCAAAAUCUGCGUCGCAACUCCACUGGAUUCUACUCACAGCAACCAUGAAUGCUCCCUACAGCUUCUUUACAAAGACAGACGUGGGGAUGACACUGAACCGCUGUAGUAAGGAUAUGGCUUUGGUCGACCUGGACCUUCCCUCUCAUGCUCUUGAGACCAUCUUUUAUGUCAUCAAUGGUGCGGGACAGGUUAUUCUGAUAGCCAUAGGUGCAAGAUAUAUCGCGGCCGCAAUCCCUGCUAUCAUCAUAGCUGUGUAUUUCGUGCAAAAGUUCUAUCUGAGGACGUCCCGACAACUCAGAUACCUGGAUCUUGAAACCAAAUCGCCUCUGUACAGUAAUAUGUUGGAGACAUACGAUGGGUUGUCCACAAUCCGCGCCGCAGGGUGGGAAACGCGUUUUCUCGAAAAGAACCGCAAAGUUCUGGAUGAUUCUCAAAGGCCUUAUUACGCAUUGUACUGUAUCCAGCGCUGGCUCAACGUCGUUUUGGCGUUGCUGGUGGCUGCGGUGGCCGUCCUACUUGUUACUUUUGCGGUCGAGCUGCAAGGGACUGCCACUGGUAGCACGAUUGGUGUAGCACUCCUCAACGUGCUCAAUUUUAAUGACACGCUUGCUAAGCUGAUCACAUCGUGGAGAUCCCUCGAGACGUCUUUGGGUGCUAUCGCGCGUGUAAGAGAUUUUGGCAACAAGAUCCAGGCCCAGGACCAUUCCGUGACAACAUUUGAACCAAAACCGCAAAACUGGCCUUCCUCUGGUCGAAUUGAAUUUCGACACAUCUCGGCGGCCUAUGAUAUUCACUCGCCACCAGUCCUACGAGACAUCUCUCUGACCAUCGAGCCUGGCAUGAAAGUUGGGAUUUGUGGCCGUACCGGCAGCGGAAAGUCGUCCUUGCUCCUGGCUCUUUUUGGCAUGCUCCAGAUCACAUCGGGCUCCAUCUAUAUCGAUGCUCUCGAGACCUCUGGUCGUCCUCAUGAAACAGUAUGCCAAGCUCUUCGCGUGAUCCCCCAAGAUCCGUUCCUGCUCCCGGGAACAGUGCGGUUCAACCUCUCUCUCGAUGGCACAUUCCAGGACACCGUUCUCGUCGCAGCAUUGGAGCGCGUCUCUCUCUGGUCACUGCUCGCGGCUCGUGGUGGACUUGAUGCCGAUGCGGCGAUGGCACCACUCAGCCAUGGCCAGCAGCAACUCUUCUGUGUGGCCCGGACACUGCUACAGGCGCCAAGCAGUCACAUUUUGGUGCUGGACGAGGCUACAUCGAAUCUUGAUCGUGAAUCGGAGAGGAUGGUGCAGGAGCUUCUGAGAGAGAGCUUUGCGGACCGGACCGUCAUUGCGGUGACGCAUCAUCUCGACAUUAUCAUGGAUUUUGACCGCAUCGCGGUGCUUGACCAGGGCUGCUUGGUGGAGUGGGAUACCCCAGCUAAUCUCCAGCAGAGGGAGGGUGGAGUUUUCAGGGCUUUGUGGGAGCAGCAGCAAAUCUAG
Messenger RNA from Hymenoscyphus albidus, 4473 nucleotides. Lineage: Eukaryota; Fungi; Ascomycota; Leotiomycetes; Helotiales; Helotiaceae. The record is from the annotation of a GenBank genome assembly.